ACGGUACACUUUGACCUGGAGCUGACCUCGCCUCUCCCCCUCCCCGGUGGUGAAGAUGGCGCUGUCCAGGGUGUUCUGGGCUCGGGCUGCUCUGUGGGGUUCGGCCGUCACCCCUGGACCUGUUGUCACGCGUAGGCUACAACUUGGUCGCUCCGGCCUUGCUUGGGGAGCCCUUCGGUCUUCAAAGCUUCACCUUUCUCCAAAGGCAGAUAUGAAGAGCUUGAUCUCUUACGUGGUGACCAAGACAAAAGCGAUCAAUGGGAAGUACCAUCGUUUCUUGAGUCGUCAUUUCCCGCGCUUCUAUGUCCUGUACACAAUCUUCAUGAAAGGCAGGAUUACAGAUGUUUUGGGCUGAUGCCAAAAAGGCUAGAAGAAUAAAGACAAAUAUGUGGAAGCACAAUAUAAAGUUUCAUCAACUUCCAUACCGGGAGAUGGAGCAUUUGAGACAGUUCCGUCAAGACGUCACCAAGUGUCUUUUCUUAGGUAUUAUUUCCAUUCCACCCUUUGCCAACUACCUGGUCUUCUUGCUUAUGUACUUAUUUCCUAGGCAACUACUGAUCAAACAUUUUUGGACCCCCAAACAACAAAUUGACUUCUUAGAUAUCUAUCAUGCUCUCCGGAAGCAGUCCCAUUCAGAAAUCAUUAGUUAUUUAGAAAGUGUCAUCCCUCUCAUUUCUGAUGCAGGGCUUCGGUGGCAUCUGACAGAACUAUGCUCCAAGAUCCAGAAUGGUACCCACCCAGCAGCACAAGAUAUCUUGGCUCUCAGAGAGUGUUUCUGUAACCACCCUCUGGGCAUAAACCAGCUCCAGCCUUUGCAACUGAAAGCCUUGAGCCGGGCCAUGCUUCUCACACCUUACCUGCCUCCUCCCUGGUUGAGACGUCGUUUAAAGACUCAUACCACUGUGAUUCACCAGCUGGACAGCGCUUUGGCAAAGCUGGGGAUUGGCCAGCUCACCACUCAGGAAGUGAAAUCGGCUUGUUAUCUCCGAGGCCUGAAUUCUACCCAUGUUGCUGAAGACAGGUGUCGAACUUGGCUGGGAGAAUGGCUAAAGAUUUCCUGUAGCAUGAAAGAAACCGAGCUGUCCCUCUUGCUGCACAACGUGGUCCUGCUUUCUACUAACUACCUUGGGACGAGGCGCUGAGUGAACCAUGGGAUGGACGACACUGUCCUGCAGUCAUAUAAUAUAGCAGCGUGGGACCAAACAGCACUUGUCCACGGUCUGUGUGCAGCUCGGUGUGCAGGAGGCCGAGGAGCAGGUGCCAUGGCUUCAGUCACUACCCUUGUGGGUAGACAUUCCGCUCACAGCUCAAACUAAAGCCCUUCUCAGGGGUGGCCCAUGUAAGGUAUCACCUGUCUGAUAGUAAGCUGGAGUUGGCAGCAACCUAGUAGGCUUUUACCUUGAUGGGUUACUUUGUUCUGCUCCAGGGGGAAAUCAUUUCACAGAUAUACCAGCUACCAUAUUUGUUGUAACUGGUGGGGUGUUUUGUCCUUUUUUUUUUUUGGGGGGGGGGCUGUUGAGGACAUCCCAGCUGGUGUGGACAUUACUAGUGAGAUUGGAUCAUUUAUAUCCAUGCAUGUUCUCACUUCAGUGUUCCUUUGCCUCAUUUCUAAUAUGACCAAAAUAGGAUGUUUGUCCACUGCCAAGGGUGAACUACUCUUUGCUUUUAAAUUCCUUUGAACAUUCUUUUUAUAUGGCUAACUUACUUACUGAAGGGAAUGAUUAAAAGGAAGUGCUGCUUGACUCCUCCCCCAGGAUGUACAGCCUUCACUUCCAUGCUGUCUUAACUUCUGGGCUGUUGGACGGUCCUAAGAAUCUUUAAUUCGUUGCUGCCUCCACUGUGUUGCAGAACCCAACUGUAACUGACAGUGGCCUUUUGGGGCCGUGGGUCAAAACCUUAAGGUCCUAAUUACUGCCGGGAGGCAAGGAGAGGUCUGCAGCAAGACAGUGAGUAGGAGGUAGCUGAUGUGCACCUCUGUGACCUGUGACUCUGUAAUAACUUAUUAUAAAUGCAUGAAGCUGUUUUUAAACCCAAGUAAAGACUACUGAAACCAGCUGA
Molecule: messenger RNA, 2058 nt
Organism: Octodon degus (degu)
Lineage: Eukaryota; Metazoa; Chordata; Mammalia; Rodentia; Octodontidae
Gene: Letmd1
Product: LETM1 domain containing 1
Exons: 9
Coding region: 342-1142 (266 amino acids)
Biological process (GO): intracellular monoatomic cation homeostasis
Cellular component (GO): mitochondrial inner membrane
Molecular function (GO): ribosome binding
Source: RefSeq, a predicted model, not a curated record